Jaculus jaculus (lesser Egyptian jerboa) is the source of this 4027-nucleotide messenger RNA. RefSeq names its product LARGE xylosyl- and glucuronyltransferase 1 (gene Large1). Lineage: Eukaryota; Metazoa; Chordata; Mammalia; Rodentia; Dipodidae. Gene Ontology annotation, molecular function: glucuronosyltransferase activity; xylosyltransferase activity. The transcript is spliced from 15 exons. The coding region runs from base 488 to 2758 and encodes 756 amino acids. The record is from RefSeq and is a predicted model, not a curated record. Gene Ontology annotation, biological process: protein O-linked glycosylation via mannose.
CCCUGAAGGGACGAAGCCCCGGGUAGCGCGGGAGGUGGAGCCGGCCGGGCGGCCGCACGGAGUCUCUUCCUGGCUCGGGUUCCUGGGACCCAACCCAGGGCGGACCCAGGCCCCUGCACAUGCGGGGAUUCCCCCGGCUUGGAAGAGUCCUUCGAGCGGGAAGCGGUUCCAGGCAGCAGCCUCCGAGGAAGAGAAAGGAGGGACGGUGCUCAGCUUGGGCGAGGCGGACUCUCCCCUAGGCGGUUGGAACCCGAGGCUGUCCCGAAGUCUGCGCUUGGCACCGACGCUCCGGCUAGAGCAGCUCCGGGUCAGGAUCCCGACCCGCACCUCCUGAGCCUGGUAGGCACCGGCGUCACCACGCCACCCAGCUCUUCCAAGGUCUCCUUGUGCCUGGGGGCAGUCAAGGCCAAGAAAGUAUUAUGAGGGAGGUUGAGGACUUCAUGCUCUGGACACGGCGCUGGAAUUAGAGUUUGCCACUUCUGAGAGGAUGCUGGGAAUCUGCCGAGGGAGGCGGAAAUUCCUGGCUGCCUCUUUGACUCUGCUCUGCAUCCCAGCCAUCACCUGGAUCUACUUGUUUGCUGGGAGCUUCGAAGAUGGGAAGCCGGUGUCCCUGUCUCCCCUGGAGUCCCAGGCGCACAGCCCUCGGUACACAGCCACCAGCCAGCGGGAACGUGAAAGCCUGGAGGUGCGCAUGCGAGAAGUGGAGGAGGAGAACCGCGCGCUGCGCAGACAGCUCAGCCUGGCCCAGGGCCGAGGCCCCGCUGGCCGCCGUGGAAACCACUCCAAGACCUACUCUAUGGAGGAGGGAACAGGGGACAGCGAGAACCUGCGGGCGGGCAUCGUGGCUGGCAACAGCUCCGAGUGUGGGCAGCAGCCAGCUGUGGAGAAGUGUGAGACCAUCCAUGUGGCUAUUGUCUGUGCCGGAUACAAUGCCAGCCGGGACGUUGUCACCCUCGUCAAGUCAGUCCUCUUUCACAGGAGGAACCCUCUGCAUUUCCACCUCAUUGCUGACUCCAUCGCAGAGCAGAUCCUGGCCACACUCUUCCAGACCUGGAUGGUGCCUGCCGUACGGGUGGAUUUCUACAAUGCUGACGAGCUGAAGUCUGAAGUUUCCUGGAUCCCCAACAAACAUUACUCUGGGAUUUACGGCCUCAUGAAGCUUGUCCUCACCAAGACCCUUCCUGCCAACCUGGAGAGAGUCAUCGUCCUCGACACUGACAUCACCUUUGCCACUGACAUCGCAGAGCUCUGGGCUGUGUUCCACAAAUUCAAAGGACAACAGGUCCUGGGCUUGGUAGAGAACCAGAGUGACUGGUAUCUUGGAAACCUAUGGAAAAAUCACCGCCCGUGGCCAGCUCUUGGAAGAGGCUAUAACACAGGUGUGAUUCUCCUGCUUUUGGACAAGCUGCGCAAGAUGAAGUGGGAGCAGAUGUGGAGGCUGACGGCAGAGAGGGAGCUCAUGGGCAUGUUGUCUACCUCCUUGGCUGACCAGGAUAUUUUCAAUGCUGUCAUCAAACAAAACCCCUUCCUGGUGUAUCAGCUCCCCUGCUUCUGGAACGUACAGCUGUCGGACCACACUCGCUCUGAGCAAUGCUACAGGGACGUGUCUGAUCUGAAGGUGAUCCACUGGAACUCGCCCAAGAAGCUGCGCGUGAAGAACAAGCACGUGGAGUUCUUCCGCAACCUCUACCUGACCUUCCUGGAGUACGACGGCAACCUGCUGCGGCGGGAGCUCUUCGGCUGCCCCAGCGAGGCCGACGUCAACAGCGAGAACCUUCAGAAGCAGCUGUCGGAGCUGGAUGAGGACGACCUGUGUUAUGAGUUCCGGCGAGAACGCUUCACCGUGCACCGGACCCACCUGUACUUCCUGCACUAUGAGUAUGAGCCCGCUGCGGACAGCACCGACGUCACCCUGGUCGCUCAGCUCUCCAUGGACAGGCUCCAGAUGCUGGAGGCCAUCUGCAAGCACUGGGAAGGCCCCAUCAGCCUGGCUCUGUACCUGUCAGAUGCCGAGGCCCAGCAGUUCCUCCGCUACGCCCAGGGCUCCGAGGUGCUCAUGAGCCGUCGCAACGUGGGCUACCACAUCGUGUACAAGGAAGGCCAGUUCUACCCCGUGAACCUCCUGCGCAACGUGGCAAUGAAGCACAUCAGUACGCCCUACAUGUUCCUGUCUGACAUUGACUUCCUGCCCAUGUAUGGGCUCUAUGAGUACCUCAGGAAGUCUGUUAUCCAACUUGAUCUCGCCAACACCAAGAAAGCGAUGAUCGUCCCUGCGUUCGAGACACUGCGAUACCGGCUCUCGUUCCCUAAGUCAAAAGCUGAGCUGCUGUCAAUGCUGGACAUGGGGACCCUCUUCACAUUCAGGUACCACGUCUGGACGAAAGGUCACGCACCCACAAACUUCGCCAAGUGGCGGACUGCCACCACGCCUUACCGGGUUGAGUGGGAAGCAGACUUUGAGCCGUACGUUGUGGUGAGACGAGACUGCCCGGAGUACGACCGGAGGUUUGUGGGCUUUGGCUGGAACAAGGUGGCUCACAUCAUGGAACUGGAUGCGCAGGAGUACGAAUUUACUGUGCUGCCCAAUGCCUACAUGAUCCACAUGCCGCACGCCCCCAGCUUCGACAUCACAAAGUUCCGUUCCAACAAGCAAUACCGCAUCUGUCUCAAAACGCUGAAGGAGGAGUUCCAGCAGGACAUGUCCCGCCGCUACGGCUUUGCCGCCCUGAAGUAUCUCACGGCCGAGAACAACAGCUAGCGAGACGAGGCCCCGCUGCAGAGAGACGCGCCACAGCGGAGGACCACAUGCUGUCAGGGGCCCGGGCUUCGAAGUCAGAGUUGACCAAGGCUUUGUUUUGUUUUAUUUUUGGUUUGUUUUCCUUUGACCCCACAAAGCUGCUCUCACUCCCACAGUCUUGGGUGAAGAUCCAGGCCACUGUCAUGAGUCAGUUCCGGAAUGGAUCACAGCAGGGUGACAAGCAAGUAAGGGGUUACCAACUUGCCCAGAGCCACACACAGAGCUGGGGCUUCUGCUCUUCGUGAUCCCUUUCAAGGAGCUAUGGGUCCGAUCUUGGGACAAAGGGAAGUCAGAAUGCUCAGAACUGUAGUCAUCACAGAAGGAAGAGCAAGUUCUCAGUUCCCGAGAAGGGGACUUUCUUUUUCUUUUCUGUACAGGCUAGCUGGGGUGCAGAAGGAGAUGAUAAGGCAAGGACCCAAAUAACUGUCUAGAAAACCCCAUGGGGAUACUGUGUCUUCAGGGGCCUGGAGGUGGGGUUGGUUGGCUCCUUCAGUGUCACUGGUUUUGUUUUUAUUUGUCUUUGUUUGGGGGAUUUUGUUCCUUUCUGCUCUGGAAAUCUAAAACUGAAAAAUCUGAUCCAUUAAGGCCCCAAAGGAAAAUUGGGUCCCUCAGCCAAGGUCCCUCUAGGAGCAAUGGCCCAGCUCAGAGGCCAAGAGUCUUCUGCAGGUAGUCACAUGUGGGCAGCUUCCUUAAGGAUUCACACUGAAAGCCCCCCCCCCCCCCCAAAGACUCUGAAUUUCCAAAUCUCUAGAAUCCAGGGCUGUGGUGGGAAAACAUGAGGCCACCUGCUGGAUGCCAGUCACAUUUUCUAUGGACAGUGACGUCACGAGGAAAGGGCUUCGAAGGAACCGUUUCAGUACUCAUGGAAGGUAUGAACCUCUCUCAGGCCUUUAGGAGAACUUGAAUGGCUCACGAGAGCCUUAUCUGAAGACUCGUAUGGUCAUGUGGCGGCCUCAGGAAGGAUGGGAUUGGUGCUUCGGGGUUCUUCCUGCCUCACCGCGGAGAGGGAGAGGUGGCAGCCUCAGUCUCCCCGAGGGUAGGCAAGUGCCUCAUUGUGACAUGUAUGGAGGAGACACUGGACUUUUUACCCAUUUUCUUUACUCUUCACUAUUAAUGUUGUGUUUACAUUGACAAGAACAAGAGUUCAUGCCCUGCCCUCUGCUGGGCUGUUUGUAUUGAGUUGCCAUGUGACCAGCCAAGCAGCAUCAAUAAACAAGCGUGCAGACUGUU